Messenger RNA from Colius striatus (speckled mousebird), 6576 nucleotides. It is a transcript of the gene ZDHHC20, whose product is annotated as zinc finger DHHC-type palmitoyltransferase 20. Gene Ontology annotation, cellular component: endoplasmic reticulum; Golgi apparatus. The coding region runs from base 78 to 1181 and encodes 367 amino acids. NCBI's taxonomy places the organism in Eukaryota, Metazoa, Chordata, Aves, Coliiformes, Coliidae. The record is from RefSeq and is a predicted model, not a curated record. Gene Ontology annotation, molecular function: protein-cysteine S-palmitoyltransferase activity. Gene Ontology annotation, biological process: peptidyl-L-cysteine S-palmitoylation; protein targeting to membrane; synaptic vesicle maturation. The transcript is spliced from 13 exons.
CCGCAGCGGCCGUAGCUGCAGCCGCCGCCCGUUGCAGCGCCGGCGCUGAUGCCUCCUGCGGUGGCCCGGCAGGGAAGAUGGCGCCGUCCCACGUCCUCAAGUGUUGCCAGAAGGUGUUGGCCUGGGUGCCCGUGGCCUUCAUCGCCCUGGUCGUGGCCUGGUCCUACUACGCCUACGUGGUGGAGCUGUGUGUGUUUACUAUUUCUUCAACUGCAGAAAAAGUUACUAUUUCUUCAACUGCAGAAAAAGUUGUCUACCUUGUGGUUUUUCAUCUGUCAUUUGUCAUGUUUGUAUGGUCCUAUUGGAAGACAAUUUUCACAUCUCCUGCAUCCCCCUCUAAUGAGUUCUGCUUGUCAAAAGCUGAUAAAGAACAAUAUGAAAAAGAAGAGAGACCAGAAUCCCAGCAGGAGAUUUUGAGAAGAGCUGCUAAAGACUUGCCUAUCUAUACAACAACAGCAUCAAGAGCAAUCAGAUACUGUGAUCGAUGCCAGCUAAUCAAGCCUGACCGCUGCCACCACUGUUCUGCGUGUGACAUAUGUGUACUAAAAAUGGACCACCACUGUCCAUGGGUGAAUAAUUGUGUGGGAUUUUCUAACUACAAGUUCUUCCUUCUGUUUUUAAUGUAUUCCUUACUGUACUGUCUGUUUGUUGCUGCUACAGUCUUGCAGUACUUCAUAAAGUUUUGGACAAAUGAAUUGCCAGAUACCCAUGCAAAAUUCCACGUACUAUUCCUUUUCUUUGUGGCAGCCAUGUUCUUCAUCAGCAUACUGUCACUCUUCAGCUACCACUGCUGGCUAGUUGGCAAAAACAGGUCAACCAUAGAAACAUUCCGUGCACCCACAUUUCGAAAUGGUCCUGAUAAAAAUGGCUUUUCUCUGGGAUGGAGGAAAAAUCUCAGAGAGGUUUUUGGAGAUGAAAAGAAGUAUUGGCUUCUCCCUAUCUUUACAAGUUUGGGCGACGGGUGUAAUUUUCCAACUCGUUUGGUAAUUAUGGAUCCAGAGCAAAUUACUGUCUCAAGCCAAAAUGAACCUACCAGAAGCUCUGGAGCAAAUCAAUCUUUUCCUACUCGACCACUGAGUGAAUCACAAAAUCGACUGCUAGCCGGCGACAGUCAGUGGGUGGAAAGUGGCCCUGAAGAGGAAAACGCUAAAUCAGGUUUCUGCAACACAUUUUGUGCUUGAGUAUUACUUAAUUUUAUUUGGAAGAAGCUGAUCAGUUAAAAAUGGAACAUUUUAGGAAGAGACAAGAAAUUCAAGUUUCUGCACAGUAUGAUGGAUUCUUGUAAGCACUAUUGCAGAGCAGGGAAGUAAAGACUGAUGCCUUAAGAUUCUUAAUGUGCAUUUAUGCAACACUGAAUUAUAUACUGCUACCAAAGGGCCAAAUCCUGAAGUGCCCUGCUUGGAUGCACAAGGUCCAGAGUGGGAACUAUGCAUUUCUGUUAUGCUGCAGUGGUGGGGUAGAUUGCAGACACUCCUACCUCCCCACGGGCAAACUUCAUACCGUAGGCACUGCAGAAGUCACCUCCAUAGCAGGUCUCCAGGGUACAGAAUGAAAGUAAAAAGGAAAAGGAAAAGAAAAAUCAAUCCAGAACAUGGCCAUUGAGUCUGAGGUGUGAUUAUACAAAGUUCAGACACCAGGUCAUGGGGUAGAGACUGGACAGUGUCUUCACCUCUCCUCCUCCUAAACCACUCUGCUCCGUAAUUGUAGCUCUCUAAGUCUUCUGGGACUGAGGAUUCCUUCUACAAGCUGUGCUUUGGAGCAAGGCAAUGCCCACAACGUAAAAGCCUUUUACAAGGGUGUUGCUUUUUUGCUGUAGGAUUGAGCCCCUCUUCAUUUUAACUUGAUUUAUUUAACAUAUCAAGAACAGAGCUGAACGAAGCAAACUCGUCCAACAGUUAUCAGCACACAGAGAAAAGCCAACCCAAAAAGGAAUUGACCAUUGUUACAUUUUCUGUUAAUGUUCUGUAUGAGGCAGUAACAAAAUGGUAUAGUACCCCUGAGAAAAACCUUAUUGCCGUUGCAUCUUGUUAGAAAAUUGAACUGGAAGAGUACUGCUUUUUCUGUGGGACUCUUGAUGGUUUCUAAAUGCUGUUUUAUACUUUUGUUUUAUCUUUUUUAAUAAAGGCACAAGUUUUUAUUGGUUCUGAAGUACCAUUUAAACAAAUACCAAGUACUUAUGAGAAAAUUAGUGUUGGAUCAUACAUCUGUGUUAAUACACUGAAAAUUUGUGUGCUUUAGCCUGCCACUUUCAAGUGAUGCUGAAAUUGUGACAAUUUGAGUGCUCUGUGCAGUGAUGUACCUGUUCACAAAAGACAAAAGGUGUUUCCUGUGGGAGGAAUAAAGUCCCUCUGAAGUGCAGGGCCUGCAGCCAACAACAUGUUUGGGUUUUUUGCUCUCACUCCUCCCUAAAGAAGACUGCUAACUCAUCUUCAGGUGGCAUUGGAGUUUGGAACCUGGAAAAAGAGAUAAAUAUUUUUUUCAUGUCUGUAACUGUUCGAUGUUCAGCUGAUGCUGAUUACAAGUAGACCUGAGCCCUUGCAAUGCAGACCGAAGGCAGUAGCUGAGCUGAUGACCUGGACUGAAAGAACUUGUUUGGCUUCUCUCCCAGACUGAUUGCCACUUAAGUAAAAUAUGUUUAUGAUUAAAUAUACUGUAAGGUUUAAAACAAGUAUUUUUUUUUGUCUUUGGAAAGAAUAAAUUUCUCUUGAGAUACUAAUCUUCUAGAACAAGGACCGUUUUGAGAACCAUGAACAGGAUUUGGUCAGUGUUGGAUGUUCUUGAGACAGAAGGAAUGGUCCAAAUUUGCAUGUUUCAUAAAAGUUGCAGAAUGUUUCUUAAACUCUGUACAAGCAAUUUUGCAUUUGCUAACUUCAGAACUUAGAAAAACGUUUGCUAAACAUUAGUCUGAAAUUCUGGGAUUUUUUCUUCUCAAAUGUCAAGUGAGAAGUGCUCAUCUGAAUAUAAGCUGGCAGCAGUACUGCACCAGCAAAAUUUCUUGGGGAAGACAACAGCGACAGAAGACUGCAAGUUCAGAUGGCUCGUUCUGAAUACAAAAAUUCACAGCCCCAAACACCGGUGGAACGGUAGUGGAGGGCUUAGGAUAUCACCUGGCUUUUGCUGCAUCCCUGUGUUACAGCUGAGGUAACACACACGUUGCACAGUCAUUGGCUAGCAGAACUAGGAGCAAGAGUGAUGUCUCCAGCAGAGUGAGUAUCACUGACUCAGCAGCAUCGUGUCUAUUCCCCACCACUGGCAAAGUCCUUGUAUCCUCUGUAGGCUAACAUUAGUAUCACUUGAUUCCUAAGUCAGGAUAGUUAAUCUGCAGGAAAAACUGCAAGUAAACAGAUGGGGCUAACUCCAUGUGUAUUCUCUAGCAAGUGCUGGUCUUUAGAAAACAGUUUGUGGUAUAUCUGAUGGACAUUUUUGUCGCUUUUCAUGAAGAGAUGACAUUUCUGACAUCUUUAUGCAGAUUGUGGGCACAUUUUGUCCCAGAUUUUUCCUGUGUUUUGGAUGAGGAAAGGAGGAGAGCAGUCUGCUGAGGAUACUCUUGGUGUAAAAGCAGGCAUGACUGAAAAGUCACUUUGACAAAUAUGAAACAUAGUAACAUAAUUCAAAUAUCACAACUCCCUGCCCCCGUCAAGUUACCAAGAGAAACCUCAGACUGGUGCAUAGGAAUUCGGUUCUCCAAGGGAAUUGUGGUAGAUGAACUCUAAGGGCACACCAAGGGGGGAGCCUGGGUCAGGUUUUCCUGGCAGGGCCUGGCUCUGCAGGACAUCUUGUUGUCUUAAGGUGGCAGGAUGGUACCUUCUGUCCUGACAGCUGCUUGGCCAUGAGCAAGGGUACUCUGUGCUGCAUCACAGUAAGACAGGCAAAAAGAGGGAGCAAAGCAGGAAUUAAACAGCCAGUGAGGACAAAGCUGUUUGGCUGGGUUGCAAGUGGACUGAGGCACUGCUACCAGCAGAGGCAGGGGAGCUGCAGGGAAUGGGCCCUUUUGGCCCAUGCACUGAAGAGCUGAAAACGUCCAGUAACUGCAGCGAAAAGAGCAGCCCGGCCUGUUCAGGAGGCCAGAGUAGAGAUGGAUCCUGGGAAAACAACUGUCCUGGGUACUGGGUCCUGUCAUACAUGAGGGGUUUGUGCUUUAACCUGCUCUGUAGUGGGGGGUCUUGAAAAUACCUAGAUUAUCACUAAAAAUAACAGCCCUUAAGUUUUUUGAGUCAUCAAAAUAAUUACUAUUGCAAGCCAUAAAUAGUGUUGUAGUUACUGUAGGAUAGUUGCUGUUGGCUGCAAAUAGAAACUAUGCUUUAGUUUUCUUACUGUUUUUUCUUUUUAAAAAAUCAACGUCCAAACAAGUCACACACACAAAACUACAUUGAGCUCCAGGUGUGAGACUGACAGAGGGCAAGAUUUCUCCUUGAGAUUUCUGAAGUGUCUUGAUGACAAACCUCACUUUGUGAAUGAGGCAGGAAGAACCAUAAGUAGAAAAUAUUUAGAACUACACAGCUCAUACUGGUUGGUUUUUUCCUUACAAUUACUUGUUCACAUAAUUGCUGCUCCUACCAAAGGCAUCCUAAGGGAAGAAGGCAAGAAGAGGUGUAGGUUCUGUCAUAACUGACUUUGCAGUAUUAUCUCGAGAUGGCAGUAUCACAGGUUAGAAGCAUUACAAGCUUUUGACUAAAAACUUCCACUUUCAAUAGCCAUAGAUGGAGUUUAGGCACUCAGUGAUUCGAGUAGAAGUUACGGUAACAUUUUUGUUAAAGCUGCCCCUCGAGUGUGGAAUUUUCAGGUACUGAGCUACUUUUGGUAAGCCAUUCUUAGAAACUGGUCCUGUUCUCCAGAGGACCUACAGCUUUCAGGUGCUGUUUCCUCUGUCGUUCGCAUGUCUCUUCUGUAACGUUAAAAAUAAUCUUCGGGAGUUUGGAGGUUUUAGAUAAGUUCAGUACCAUUCAAUAUGCAGCUAUCUCAAGUGUGGCCUCAUCGUAGCUCACCAGCGUCCCCAGAGGAGCCAAAAAGCAGUGCUUGCAGCAGCACUAGUGUCUGGCAGUUACCAAGGGAUGCAACGACCCUGGCAUAAAAUCACCAGAUCUGCCUAGAUCUGGAGCACUAACUGACCAUAUUUAUGACAAAAGAAAGAACCAACCCACCUUUGAGGUCGUAGUGAAUGUUCUCUGAGGACAUAAUCUAAAAUUGUACGUAACUGGGGGGCUACAGGUACACAUUCAGAGAGGCUCCAAAGAGUGGACACUUGGUGCAGAUCAGGUCUUUCACAGUACCUAAAAAAAUAUCCAGGUACAAUAUGGGAGGCUCCUUUAUCCCUAAAAGGCACCAAAGAGAGCUGCUGCAGAUGAAGUGUUUUGUUACAGUACUGAACAUGUUUACUACACUCAUUUCUAUCAGUUUAUUUUGUAUAUACAGAACAGCUUUUUAUAUGUGUUUAGCAGUUCAGGCAUUUUUCUCAGCAAUUACUUGAAUCUUGUCUCCAUUAGGUAGUGAAGUCUGAUAAUGUUUACAGGAUUGGUUUCUUUGGGGUUUUUGGGGGGGGGGGGGGGUUCUCUGUCUUGCUCCCCCCCAUCCCCACCCCGAGAAACAUGCUCAGCAGCUGCACAGAUGUGUCAGCGAUGAAGCACUGGCAUCAUCGUUAUGGGCACCAAAGUGUUAACAGUGACAUGCAGAUUCCCUUCUGUUUACAUAGCUUAUCUGACAGCCUGCACCUGUAGCACUGUCCCUCUGAUUUGUCCUGUCCUUUAACUACUUGCUAUCAGCUUUGUUGUGAAAAACUCAAUUCUUUCUGAAGGACACUUUGCCACCAUCAUAAAACUGUCACAGGAAGAGGCAGCAAUCCCACUCUGUCGCCUCUCCCCUUUUUCCCUUGGAUGAAUUCAACGUCCCUGGGUUAUCACUGCAAUUAUUUUUGUAUUUGCCAGCAACGGUCACCAACAUUUGCACUAAUUGCAACAUCCCAGCUCUUCUGCUUCCACAUAGUUGUUUUCAGUUGUUCUGCCUAAACUUGCAAUGAGCUGUAUUUAAGGUGAAGUGUAAAAAAUGUAUGUAAUAAUGACACAUGUAUUUUUUUGGGUAUGUCACAGAUAGGACUAGUCCUAUGCACAGAGAAAAUGUGUUGCCAUUUAUAGUUUAAUACUUGAAGUAACUUUUUAAAAUAGGCUUUUAUAAAUGAAUUAAAUACAAAUUCACAUUGCUUUGCCUGGAAGUUCCUUCAUGUUUUAGUUGUAUUGUGCAAUUUCCCCGUGUGUGUACUUUUCCAUAAAUGUUCUCUUCAGCCAUUUAUAACCAUUGAAAGUGCAUUUAGGAUUUUGUACAUGAGUGUUUGGGCUCAUUCAUACUUCUCUGAAGUAUAGUUUAUGUUUAAAUAAAAAGACUUGUACCAUUUUAAGCCUCUUUUCCAAAGUGGUAAAAUAUGGAUGGACAUUUGAACUCAUCAGUGAAUGCAACAUCAACUUAAUAAAAGUACGUGAAAAACUGUGAAAAUUGCUUAGCUAUAGCAUGUGUGUGUGAGAUCAGUGGGAAAAACUGCUGACCUGGCAACAUUUUGUAACUGUUCCACAGGUUUUACACGCCAGC